Molecule: messenger RNA, 2205 nt
Organism: Trichomonas vaginalis G3
Lineage: Eukaryota; Parabasalia; Trichomonadida; Trichomonadidae
Exons: 1
Coding region: 1-2205 (734 amino acids)
Source: RefSeq, a predicted model, not a curated record
AUGAAUUCCCACGAGAUUGAGAGGCGCGGCGACGAAAUAAAGCGUCAAGCCGAGUGCCUUGAAACGGGAAGACGUGGUGAUAACAGAAUUGUUAUUAAGCUUGGUCAAUUAAGCUCUUUCUUCAGUAGAAUUGCGACAAAUAAAACACCAACACCGCAAGGUAAAGAAAUUUUAGCAUUUCGAGGAGUAGAUCCUAUUAAAGCAGAUGAAGUGUUAGAAAAAAUCAAGAAUGUUAAAAAGACACAAAAAAUUGAUAAACAAGAAACUGGAUCGGCAACAAUCAAUUUUACUACCCCAGUUAUCGAAGCAGAUCAAUUUAACCAAAUUGCAAUGGUUGGGGAUAAUCUACGUCAAAAAGCUCAAAAAUCAAUCGAAAAAAUUAAUUAUCAAAACAUCGAACGUGGACAAAUUGGUCGUGUUCAACAUCUUGAUGUUGAUGCUGCAUUAAAACUUUCAGCAAAUUCAGAAAAAGCAGAGAAAUUAGCAAUUGAUAUUAAAAAAGCGUUAUUAUCAGAACAAAAGUUAGAUUUAGCUAAAGUACUACAAAAAACAUACGAUCCAGAAACCAACAGCGUCUUCUCAAGCUAUUUCCGCCUAUUGAAAGAAGAUUCUGAUCAAAUUGGUUUUCUGAAGAACCAGUAUCGAAUUGCAAACUUUGGCAAGCUAGAAAAAGAUAUAAGUCUUCAUGAUGUUGAAGAAAUAUCUCAAAAGAAGCUUCCAAAGAUCGACAAUUCCAUUGAUCCUUAUUGGAAAGUAAUUUGGGUCGCAUUUAGAGCCGGCCUCGAUCGUAUAUUAAGAGAAAUCAAGAGAGACAACGAUAAGAAACAAUUCCAUCCUAUAAUCGAUUUAAUUUUACAAGAAAAUCAACAAGAUAAUUCAAAUGAAAACGGAUCUAUGGGAUCUUUCGAUGUAAUGACACAAGAUAAUCGCAAUCCUAUAUCAGCAACCAUUGAAGAUAUCUGUUCUGCUCAGCAACCUUUAGAAGAUGCUUCUCUCCUUGAAACUACCGAAGAUUUUCUGUUCGACCAAUUAUAUCCAAUUAAGAGAUCGAGCACGCCAAUCAUUACUAAGAAUGUCCAGCAGAUUAUUUGGGAUGAAACGGCCCAAAUUGUUCGACAUAACAAAGAUUUUGAAUUUACUCGUCCUCUUUUCCUUAUUUUAACAGACCAGUAUGAUGAAGCUGCCAAGUGUCUCUUGGAAUGCAACCAGCAUCUCGUAGAAACUGCUCACAUUUGCUUAUUAUUGUAUCCAAAAUUAAGAACACUUAAAUACCUCGUUGGCGAGUUCAUUGAGAAGUAUGUUACAAUUCUUGGCGAGGAAUAUUCCGAUGUUGCCGCAUUUUACCUUGCAUAUCUCACUUUACAAAAGGAUUCCGACCCAACACCGGUCAAUAGAGUUCACCGCUACUUAGUUAAUCAUCCGAUGUUAACUAUACCUCAUGAAUUUGUCAAGAAUUUCAAGAAUUGUAUUCCGGAUUAUAAUACUUUCGUAGAUGACUCGAAAGAUAAGGAAGCUUUGGCCAACGCCAUCAUUGUGCUAUCUGUUCUAGAGAGAUAUGACCGAUUCGACUACAUUGAUCAUGAUAAAAACAAAAUUAACGCUCAAAAUGGCGAAGAUGGUAAGAAUAAUGAUGGUAGUGAACAAGAUAAGAUCAAUCUUAAGGAUUGCCUCAAAAUUAUUCCAGAAGAUAAAUUAUUAAUUCUCACAGAAACGUUAUCUCGUGAUGUAGUGAAGAACCAUUACGAGAUGUGUCCUUAUCUUGCUGGUUUGGCCCAAAAAACAGCCACACUUUGCUUAUCCAGGGCAAAUACACUUCCUGAUACCGAAAAGUAUAGAUUAUUCGAUGUUUCAACGAAGAUAUUCGAAGAAGAUGAUGUUGAGAAACCUCUUGUUUAUAGCUAUUUCGAUUUAUACCUUGGAUUCCUUGAAAAUGACCAAGAAAGAAUCGAAAAAGUCAUUGAACAAGAAGAAAUCUUCCCAAGGACUAAAGAUGAUAUCAAGCCAACAUUAGAAAACAUUAAGGCAUCUAAGGUGGACCCUUACGGAACAAUGAUUGGAGAAACAACUGCGAAAACAAUAAUUUAUCUUAUCAAAUCUAAUGAAGAUCCUGAUUUAUUGAAUGUUCUGUUUUAUUAUAUUAAUUUCUUAAGAGUUUCGAAUGAAACUCACCAGCAUAUCAUGGCUUUAAAGCUAGAGCGUAAAUAA